Molecule: messenger RNA, 1363 nt
Organism: Hemicordylus capensis (graceful crag lizard)
Lineage: Eukaryota; Metazoa; Chordata; Lepidosauria; Squamata; Cordylidae
Gene: CALR3
Product: calreticulin 3
Exons: 9
Coding region: 45-1304 (419 amino acids)
Biological process (GO): protein folding
Cellular component (GO): endoplasmic reticulum; endoplasmic reticulum membrane
Molecular function (GO): calcium ion binding
Source: RefSeq, a predicted model, not a curated record
CGCGCCUUGAGGCGUCCGUUGGGCAUCCGCGGCUCGCCCCGCCGAUGAGGAUGGAGAUGGCGAGGAGGAGGAGGAGGAGCAGCUCCCCGCCGCCGCCCGGCCCGAUGGCGCUGCUGCUGCUGCUGCUGCUGGCGCUGCUGGCCCCGCUGGCCGCCCGCGGCACCGUCUACUUCCGGGAGCAGUUCCUGGACGGAGUGAGAUGGCAGGAGAGAUGGGUGCUUUCUCAGCACAAAGCCAACUACGGGAAGUUUAGACUGACAGCUGGGAAUGUCUAUGGCGAUCGAGAAACAGACAAAGGUCUGCAGACAAGUGAAAAUGCUAAAUUUUAUGCCAUCUCGUCACGAUUUAAGCCCUUCAGCAACAAAGGAAGGCCUCUGGUAAUUCAGUACACAGUAAAGCAUGAACAGAAGAUCGACUGCGGUGGUGGAUAUGUCAAAAUCUUUCCUUCUGACUUGGAGCAGAAGAACAUGAGUGGAGAAUCACUAUAUUAUAUCAUGUUUGGGCCUGACAUUUGUGGAUCUGAUACCAAGAAAGUUCAUGUCAUUUUGAACUACAAGAACCAACUUUAUCCCAUAAAGAAACAAAUUCGAUGCAAAGUGGAUGGCUUUACUCACUUAUAUACACUAGUUUUAAGACCAGACCACACGUACAAAGUGAAAAUUGACCGCGAAAUAGUUGCAGAAGGCAUCUUGGAAGAUGAUUGGGACUUCUUGCCUCCAAGGAAAAUAAACAACCCCGCCGUGAAGAAGCCUGUGGACUGGGAUGAUGCUCCUGAAAUUGAUGACCCAGAGGACACAAAACCAGAGGACUGGGACGUUUCAGAAUAUAUUGUGGACAACAGCGCAGAGAAACCUCCGGACUGGGACGAGGCGAAGCGAGGCAGCUGGCAAGCACCCCUGCUCAAGAACCCCCUCUACCGGGGGGAGUGGCGACCCAGGAAGAUGGCCAACCCCAGCUUCCAAGGCCCGUGGCCCCACCCACAGGUCGAGAACCCAGAGCACCUGCCCGACCCCAGCAUCUCGGUCUACCAGAACAUCAGCGUCCUUGGCCUGGAUCUCUGGCAGGUGAGAUCUGGGACCAUCUUCGAUAACUUCUUGAUCACAGAUGACGAAGAGUUUGCAGAAGAGUUUGGCGAUGAAACCUGGGGAGAAACCAAGGACCCCGAGCAGGAGAUGAGCCAGAAGCAGACGGAGGAAGACAAGAAGAGGAAGCGGGGAGAGGCCCGGAAGGCGGCCCCCCGGGGAAGAGCGCGCCCCCGGCGGCAGCAGCAGGAGGGCCCGGUGGCCCCGAAGGACGAGCUCUGAGCCGCCCCUCCGAGCAGCGGACGGGACUCGGGGGCACGUGGGGACCGGGGGGGGGGGGA